AUGUGGAGUCAGACCAAGGGAGGCAGUGCUGCUGGCUUCAGCUUCCAGCCCGUGACAGUACGAGACCCUAGUGUGGAUGUCUUCAUGGAUGGAUGUGGGACAGAUGGGAUGGAAGAAUCAUCGGAAACCAUGGGCGGUUCUCGCGGAUUCAAGGCCAUCAAGACACAAAAUGUCGCUGGGAAGGUGUUUGAAGCAGGAGGCAACAAAGUUUUGCUUCACCCAGACAAGCCUUUUCGCUCGUGUGCCAGCGGGUUAGCGGUUUGA
This is a messenger RNA of Penicillium oxalicum, 264 nucleotides long. RefSeq lists its product as uncharacterized. The coding region runs from base 1 to 264 and encodes 87 amino acids. The transcript has a single exon. NCBI's taxonomy places the organism in Eukaryota, Fungi, Ascomycota, Eurotiomycetes, Eurotiales, Aspergillaceae. The record is from RefSeq and is a predicted model, not a curated record.